AUGCGGCCAAAAACAAGUGCGGAUUGUGCCCUACCGAACCGAGAAGUGCAAGAAUACCAACCAAAGGGGAAUCGACUCCUGAAUGAAACGAAUCCAGACGCGGUCAAUGUCACAACCUGCAAGAAAGAGCGAGUGGAAAAUCGCUCAGCGCAUUUGGCGAAAAACACAGGGCAAGGGACAAGCAGACCUUCGCGAUACAGAGGAGAUAGGAACGUUCCAAAGGGUUCUUUUGAGUCGCAAAAGAAAAAAAUCUCCGACCCGGAGAUGAAAAUAUUCUUCGAACCGCAGCCCAUCAGAGGAGCCCGACGUACUACCUCUCUCCCAGAGCGCGACUCUCCCGCUUCAAUUCUGAAAAGGGAGAAAGCGCACUCCGAAGAACUGCCCAGCACGUCCAGAGCAAAGGAAGAUCGUUCUCCCCGUCGUCAGUUGGACACAAGCUGCGUUCCGCCCCCUGGAAGUCCCCCUAAAAAGCGAAAGAAAGCAGUCACCAAGCAGCAGUUUCGCGCGAAACAGAUGGAUCGGCUUCGAAGGAACGCCAAAAAUAUGAACAAAUAA
Messenger RNA from Oikopleura dioica, 555 nucleotides. NCBI's taxonomy places the organism in Eukaryota, Metazoa, Chordata, Appendicularia, Copelata, Oikopleuridae. The record is from the annotation of a GenBank genome assembly.